Trichomycterus rosablanca is the source of this 1495-nucleotide messenger RNA. RefSeq names its product DIX domain containing 1a (gene dixdc1a). The transcript has 15 exons. Gene Ontology annotation, biological process: canonical Wnt signaling pathway. Lineage: Eukaryota; Metazoa; Chordata; Actinopteri; Siluriformes; Trichomycteridae. Gene Ontology annotation, molecular function: frizzled binding. The coding region runs from base 158 to 1495 and encodes 445 amino acids. Gene Ontology annotation, cellular component: cytosol. The record is from RefSeq and is a predicted model, not a curated record.
AAGUGCUCUGUGCAGAGUGCAGACGGCUUUUGUUGUUACAGACGUUCCCACCCUUUUAACUGGGGUUGCUUCUAUUUGCUAUGCUUCUUUCCCACUGAUCCAUCAUACAGCAAGCCUUGGGGAGGAAAAGCAUGGGAGGUUAGGAGCAGCUACCAGAAUGGGAGCCAAACCUAUGAAAUGCCUCAGCUCCUCCAGCCCUACACACACCCCCAAAGAGGAGUACAUCACUGGUCAGUCUGAAGAACAGAAAGAGAUUGUGAGCAACCACACAGAGCAGCCGCAGAGCCUUAAAGAUGUCAUGAAAUUCUCAAGCAAUGAGCCCACCCCUGGUCCAGAGCUUGUCAGGAUGGGGGAUGGCAGCUCCUGGGAGGAGCAUCUGUACGCCCAGCAGGAGCAGCUAGAGAAGGAGAUGCAAGAGACCAGGAAAAUGGUAUCAAGACUUCAGGCUCUGCUGCUCCAGGGCUCACUGCCUGAAGAUGACCAGACCUCAGCAGCACCUCUGUUUGGAGACAGUGCGGUCAGUGGAGAUCAACAGCUGAUAAUAAUCCGCAGUCGCCUGGAUCAGAGCAUGGAGGAAUCCUUGGAUCUAAAGAGAGAGCUGCUGAGGUACAAACAGGAAGCACGCAACCUUCAGGCAGUUAAGGAGGCCUUGCAAUACCGCAUGUCAGUGCAGGAGGAUUCAGUACUGCAGCUCAAACAGGAACUGCUCCGAUCCAGCAUGGACAAGGACGAGCUGGAAGGACAAAAUGCUGAACUGCAAAGAAAGCUGAAUGAUCGAGACAGAUUGUUGAGUGAGCACAAGAAAGAUCUGGCACAAAAAGACAGACAGCUUCAGCAACAGCAAGCUAAAGUGGAGGAGUCAGUGUGCAAAUUAACUGAGAGCAGUCAUCACAGGUUGUCUAGUUGUGAGAACAAUGGCUACAGCCACAUGACAGACACGUCUUCUCUAUUCUCACACAGAAUGAGUGAUGAGCUGCAGCUGGUGCGAGAUGCUCUGCGCAGUCUGAGGAACAGCUUCAGUGGUCACGACCCUCAGCAUCACACACUAGACACUCUGGAGCAGGGAGUAUCCAGCCUGAUAGACCGCCUUCAUACCAGCGACUCUAAGAAGAGGCAGGAUAAAAAGGACACAACCAAAUCUCCAUGCCGAAGAGCCACUCACACUGACCGGGAAUCAUGGCCACCUAGUUCAAAGAUGCCGCACUCUCACAGCAGCCCCGUGAUCAGCGCAGCCACCUCAACCAAAGUACUUUACUUCACAGAUCGCUCCCUCACGCCCUUCCUCAUUCACAUCCCUAAAAGACUGGGGGAGGUCACACUUCAGGAUUUUAAGGCCGCAGUGGGAAGACACAACAAUUUCAGAUAUCGUUUCAAGUCUCUGGAUCCUGAGUUUGGAACAGUGAAGGAGGAGGUUUUCCGGGAUGAUGCGAUUAUACCGGGAUGGGAAGGGAAGAUUGUUGCCUGGGUGGAAGAAGAUGCAAAUGAGAGCAGGUAA